Molecule: messenger RNA, 594 nt
Organism: Paraglomus brasilianum
Lineage: Eukaryota; Fungi; Glomeromycota; Glomeromycetes; Paraglomerales; Paraglomeraceae
Source: the annotation of a GenBank genome assembly
AUGUCUCUUGAGUCAAUAGUAGAUACAGCUACCCAACUCUUACAGAUAACUCUUAGAGCUAACAUUGGGUUUGCUGAGUUAUCAACCGCCAACGAUAAAUCUGUCUUCACCGCCAGAGAAAAGAACUUAAUUCAACUUGUUAAUCACUUUGAAUGGGUAAAACAACAACAAUGUGAAUACAAGUAUGUGAUAGAGAAACAAAAGCCCGAGACAAAAGUGCGAACGGAACAUGCACUUGUUAGAAAGAUUGAUACACUGAAAAAUAAAUUGGCUAAACAAGUUGCAGCAAAUUUUGUAAAGAAUAAGGCGUUCUCAGACGUGACGGCGGAUACUUCAGCGAUAAUUCUGAAUGAGCUCGUACAAGAGCGUGAUCAGUAUGUCAGCGAGUUCUUGUUGAUGAAUCAGGAACUUGUCAAAAUCCAGUCCGAGUUGUCAAAAGUGCAACUGACGAUAAUAGAACGACACAGAGACAACCGUGAACUUAUGAAAGAAAUAAAUAAUGCCUCUGAUAUUUCAAAUACGGCAUCGUCCUCUACGAAUACCGAGGCAAAUGCACUACAAAAGUAUGUUCGUAGUAUUUGGUUGUGCAUUUGA